AUGGCGGUACCACCGAGAUUCCCCGGAAUGAUUCCAGCUUAUGGUGUUCAAAUUCCACCGAUGGCGCCAAUGAUGCCUUUUCCGAACCCUUACUUUAUGCCAAAUCCAUUAGUGGCUGCAGCUACUGCACAGCGUAUGACGUUGCCUACAGUUCCACAACCAAAACCUCCUGAGAAACCACCAGUCACUACGGUGUUUGUUGGUAAUAUAAAUGAUAAAUGUGGAAACGAACUUAUACGGGCUAUUUUAACGGAAUGUGGUUCAGUUGCAACAUGGAAACGCAUACAAGGUUCAAAUGGGAAGUUCCAAGCUUUUGGUUUCUGCGAAUUUGAAAAUCCUUUCGGUACAAUGCGUGCUUUAAGGAUUUUGCACGAUUAUCCACUUGCUGAAAAAAAAUUAGUGGUCAAAAUUGAUGACAAAACAAAGACAGUGGUAAAAGAUUAUGUUGCGAGAAAACGCAUAGAAAAGCAUUUGCCACCGGAAAAGUUAACAGCUGAUGAAAUGCCAGCUGACGAGGAUAACGUUGCGGACGAUGAAGAAAUACGGCAAAAAAUUCAAGCAUUAAUUGAAAAAGAUGCUCCAGAUUUGCUGCCGAUCGAAGAUGGUGAAUUAGCAGAUAAGAUUCGAUCUCCACUUUUUGAUAAAGUGAAGGUUCGUUUUUUGAGUGCUUUUAUUUACUUUCGGCAAUUUUUUGAAUGGGUUUUUACUCUAUAA
This is a messenger RNA of Thelazia callipaeda (thelaziosis nematode), 714 nucleotides long. The record is from the annotation of a GenBank genome assembly. NCBI's taxonomy places the organism in Eukaryota, Metazoa, Nematoda, Chromadorea, Rhabditida, Thelaziidae.